CGAGUGUGUAUGGUUUAGUGUUGCUGUGUCAGUGUGUGCAGUGCUCGCUGUGUUUCAUUGACUCUUCAUCAGUAAUAAUGGCCUGCAGUAACACAUACAGACUGCGCUGUUCUCUCCCCGCACACGAGAUGGAUGUCAGGGGUCUCGCCGCUGCCGCAUAUCCCGACGGAGCGUUUGUGUCUGUCUCCAGAGACCGGACCGCCCGGGUCUGGGUUCCAAACUCGAGUGAAACCAUGGGCUUUACAGAGAUGCAUUGUAUGAACGGCCAUGCCAACUUUGUGUCUUGUGUGUGUAUCAUUGCGCCCAAUGAAACAUACCCCCGAGGAUUGAUCGCCACUGGAGGACACGACAACAACGUCUGUGUGUUUUCACUAGACCGACCAGACCCCCUGUUUACCCUGAAGGGUCAUAAAAACACAGUUUGCACACUCUCAGCUGGCAAGUUUGGCACAUUACUGAGUGGCUCAUGGGACAUGACAGCCAAAGUUUGGCUUGGUGAAAAGUGCAUGAUGACCCUACAGGGACACACAGCUGCUGUUUGGGCUGUGGUAAUUUUGCCAGAGCAGGGCUUAAUGCUUUCUGGAUCAGCAGACAAGACCAUCAAGUUAUGGAAAGCUGGUCGCUGUGAGAAGACCUACACUGGUCAUGAGGACUGUGUACGAGGACUUGCAGUGAUAAGCGAUGUGGAGUUUUUCUCCUGCAGUAAUGAUGCCAGCGUAAGACGUUGGAUGGUGACGGGUGAAUGCGUGCAGGUUUACUACGGUCAUACUAACUAUAUUUACAGCAUUGCUGUCUUCCCCAAUGGGCAAGACUUUAUAAGCACAGGUGAGGACAGAUCCCUAAGGGUCUGGAAAGAGGGUGAAUGUUCUCAGACAAUCCGUCUGCCAGCUCAGUCAGUGUGGUGUUGCUGUAUUCUGCCUAAUGGAGACAUUGCUGUUGGAGCCAGCGAUGGCAUUAUCCAUGUGUUCACGGAGAGUGAAGAUCGUGUAGCAAGUGCUCAGGAACAGCAGGCUUUCGAGGAUGAGCUCUCCAAAGCCAUCAUCGACCCCAAGACUGGAGACCUUGGUGACAUCAAAAUAGAGGACUUGCCUGGCAGAGAGCACCUGGAUGAACCAGGUAACCGUGAUGGGCAGACGAGGCUCAUAAAGGAGGGUUCUAAUGUCGAGGCGUAUCAGUGGAACAUGAGUGAUGGCCGUUGGAUAAAGAUUGGAGAUGUAGUGGGCGGGUCUUCUCAGCAGAGCUCAAAGAGAGUGAUGUAUGAAGGGAAGGAGUAUGACUUUGUAUUCACCAUUGAUGUGAAUGAAGGAGGUCAACCCAUGAAGCUGCCUUACAAUGUGACGGAAGACCCCUGGCUGACUGCACACAACUUUCUGCAAAAGAAUGACUUGAGCCCCAUGUUCUUAGAUCAGGUGGCUAACUUCAUCAUUGAGAACUCUAAAGGCCACACUCUUGGGCCAGCUCCUGCCACAUCCACAGACCCCUUCACAGGUGCAGGGCGGUACAUCCCAGGUUCAGGAGCUGGCAGCCAGGGAUUUGGAGGUGAUCCGUUCACAGGAGCAGGCCGGUAUAUACCUGGGGCAGGAUCGACAGGCACAGUACCUUCAGGCGCUGAUCCUUUUACUGGUGGUAGUUCCUAUUCCUCUGCUUCACUUCAGAAAGCUACAACAAAUGUCUACUUCCCCAACACUGAUGGAGUUAUGUUUGAACAGGCUAAUGCCACUCAGAUUCUUGGUAAGCUUCGGGAGCUGAAUAACACUGCCCCUGAGGAUCACAAGCUGAGUGAGGGAGCACUGCACUGUCUGGAGAAGUUGUUGCUCGUAGUUACAGACCUGAAUCUGAGUCAGGAACAGCCCACUGCAGAGCAGAUCAGUGUUCUCUGGAGGACCAGCCACUGGCCAGAGGAUAUAGUCUUCCCUGUGUUGGACAUCCUGCGCUUGGCUGUGCGCCACCCUGAAGUCAAUGCACAGCUUUGUGGUGGAACAGAGGGUGCCAGUCUUUGUAACCAUCUCCUGGGACUCAUGUCCCCUGAGGGCCGGCCUGCAAAUCAGAUGCUGGCACUCCGCACACUCUGCAACUGUUUUUCCGGGUCCCACGGCCGUGCUCUGCUGUUAGGUCAACGUAACUCUGUCUUAUCCCGGGCUGGAGACCUCCGCACUGUUUGCAACAAAAACAUCCAUGUGGCGUUGGCCACCCUGGUGCUCAACUACGCUGGAAGGUUAUACAGUCAACCAGCUGAGAUAGAGGCAAAAGCACAGUGCUUGUCAGUGGUUAGCACUGCCUUAGAGGUAGUACAGGACAGAGAGGCAGUCUUCAGGCUGCUGGUGGCCCUGGGGACCACAGUGGCUGGGGACAGCACUGCAAAGGACCUUGCACGAUCUUUGGGUGUCAACUCUCAGAUUUCAAAAUAUGCCAGUGUGUCGGAUCCUGCUAAAGUGGGCGAAUGCUGUCGACUAGUACUUGAUCAACUGUAGUGAUGCCACAAAUUGGUCAAGUGAUUUAAUCAAUUUCUCCUUCCAUCACAAACCUCCACAAGAUCUGUCUCCCUUCUUUCAAAUCUCUCAAACAUCAGUUUGUAUUUAAAUUUUCACAUUUUGAUGAAUGGAUAUGAAUGAAUGCAUGAUGUGAAUAAACGCUGGUGAUU
This is a messenger RNA of Xyrauchen texanus (razorback sucker), 2641 nucleotides long. It is a transcript of the gene plaa, whose product is annotated as phospholipase A2-activating protein. The coding region runs from base 78 to 2471 and encodes 797 amino acids. NCBI's taxonomy places the organism in Eukaryota, Metazoa, Chordata, Actinopteri, Cypriniformes, Catostomidae. Gene Ontology annotation, biological process: proteasome-mediated ubiquitin-dependent protein catabolic process; ubiquitin recycling. The record is from RefSeq and is a predicted model, not a curated record. Gene Ontology annotation, cellular component: nucleus; cytoplasm. The transcript has 14 exons. Gene Ontology annotation, molecular function: ubiquitin binding.